This is a messenger RNA of Uranotaenia lowii, 808 nucleotides long. RefSeq lists its product as uncharacterized. Gene Ontology annotation, molecular function: zinc ion binding; nucleic acid binding. NCBI's taxonomy places the organism in Eukaryota, Metazoa, Arthropoda, Insecta, Diptera, Culicidae. The record is from RefSeq and is a predicted model, not a curated record. Bases 1 to 612 code for a protein of 203 amino acids. The transcript has 2 exons.
AUGGUAGAAGAUUUCAUAUUGGACGUAAAAUUGUUAGCUGAAAGCUGUGGAUUUGGCUCGGAAGAAAAAGAAAAUCAAAUCAGAGAUCGCAUUGCACUAGGCGCUGCUGAUUUGAAAGCUCGAGAACGGAUUUACGAGCUGGAAAAUCCAAGUUUAGAUGAAAUCGAAAGGAUUUUGAUUUCUCGGGAACAGAUGGCUAAACAUACAUUCAGAAUUGAAACAACGGAGAGAGUAAGCGCCAUUGAACGGAUCGGUCGCCGAUGGAGUGAUGAUCGAGUCGAUUGGAGAAGGUCUAGAGAUAGCGGUAGGCGAGAAGUGUAUCCAUCUCGCGAUCGCCAAAGCCGAUUCAACUAUAGACAACGAAAUCGGUCAUACUCUCGGGACCGAUCCAGAGGAGGUGUUGUGUGCAGUUUUUGUAACAUGAAAGGACACAUAAGAAGAAAUUGCUUCGAGAGAAAGAAAUCUCAGCAAUCAAUACGAUUUUUGGAUGAUUCAACAGAAAACGUGUCCCCAAGCUUCGAUUUCAAGCGAUCCAAAAACCCUGAUCCAACUGAUUCGGAUGAUGAGUUGCAAUGCUUGUCAAUUAAGGUCUCAGAAGAUCAGAGCGGAUAAAAAGACGAUGUAAAGAUGCUGUCCAAGGGCCGCCGAGGAAUUUCCAGAGAUGAUUUAUAAUGAGAGUGCAUAUGGUUUGAUUAUUUAUAUAAUUAUCGGAUUUGUUGAAUUAUUAAGUGAGCAUUUGCCAAAUGAAUUGAAUAUUGCUAUUUAAAAAUGUAUUUCGCUGCAUAUUGUCAUAAACGUUAACUAAAGG